Molecule: messenger RNA, 4595 nt
Organism: Nematolebias whitei (Rio pearlfish)
Lineage: Eukaryota; Metazoa; Chordata; Actinopteri; Cyprinodontiformes; Rivulidae
Gene: kank2
Product: KN motif and ankyrin repeat domains 2
Exons: 13
Coding region: 230-3277 (1015 amino acids)
Biological process (GO): negative regulation of actin filament polymerization; negative regulation of cell population proliferation; negative regulation of transcription by RNA polymerase II
Cellular component (GO): cytoplasm
Molecular function (GO): protein binding
Source: RefSeq, a predicted model, not a curated record
GGAUGGCGGAGGGAUGGGGUCCGGAGCAUCUCGGCUGCGGUGUUUUUGUCUGUCAGUGAGCGCUCCAGGGCGGACAGGGCUGCGAGGAGAACCGAAGGACGGGUGCUGACUGUAAAAGGGCAAGAAGAAGAAAGAAGAGCGAGGAGCCUGGGGAGGAGACGGCACAUCCUCACAGCGCAAGCAGCUGGUGGGAGUUUUUGCAUGACUGAGAGGAAGCCACACCCUCAUCAUGGCUCAAGUGCUGCACAUGGACCCCGGUUUCCCAGGGAAACUCAACCCGCCUGCUCCUCCAUCACUGCACACCAAAGAACAGGAGGCGCCUUACUCAGUGGAGACCCCCUAUGGCUACCGUCUGGACCUAGACUUCCUCAAAUAUGUUAACGACAUAGAAAAGGGGAACACAAUCAAGAAGGUGCCUAUACAACGUCGGCCACGCUAUGGCUCCCUGCCUCGUGGCUACGGCUACGCCGGCUCCUGGUGGACCUCCACAGAGUCUCUGUGCUCUAACGCCAGUGUGGACAGCCGGCAUUCCUCGUACUCUUACUGCGCCCCGGGUUACCACACGUCACAGAGGCCCAGUUUUAGUACUGCUCGUGUGGAGAAGACCCUUUUAGAUGCUCGCAGGAAGCUGGAGGAAGAGAAAGAAGGGCGAAGAUUCUCCAACCUGGGCAGCAUGCACAGCAGUGUGGUGGGCUCGAACACCUCCAUCAGCAGUGCACACAGCUUCAAUCGGGCUCAAGGUGGAGGGGGGUCCUUCACUCCAAUAAGCUCUGGCCUGUCCACACCAGUAACUCCAACCCCCGCCCACUUACAACAUGUCCGAGAGCAGAUGGCUGCAGCUCUCAGGAAGAUAAAGGAGCUUGAGGACCAGGUGAAGACCAUCCCUGUGCUGCAGGUUAAAAUCUCUGUGCUGCAGGAGGAGAAGAGGCAGCUCAGCGUUCAGCUAAAGAGCCAAAAGUUUCUCGGCCACACGCUGGGUUUUAGCCGAGGUCGUACACGUGGGGAGCUCUACAUAGACAUUCCUGAAGAGGAUGUGCGCACUGGAGCUAAGAUUAUCAACAAAACAGCCGAGCCUAUAUCUCCAUCCACUGCUGAAGCCUCCAAGCAAGACUCGGGUUGUGAAAUUGAAGAUACGGUGAUCGUUGGUGGAGCCCGACCAGAUUCAAAGAGGGAAGUACGCACCAUUGGUGUGGGGCCAGAGGGCUGUAGGAGCAGUCGUGAUGUGGGAGUCUGGGUUCGGGAGAAGGAUCUGGGUCUGCUCUCUGAGACGGAAACUCUUAAAGAUCAUGUAGGUCAGCUUGAGGGCAAGUUGAAGAGGACAAUGCAGGAGCUGCAGGCUGCACAGCAGCAGGUCACAGCAGCCCAAAUGGCUCCUAAGGCGGAGCAUCCAGUAAUGGCAACCAGCAUGGGGUGGCAGGAGCCACAGGGCAGCAGUCUGCACACGCUGGUCAGCUUUACACAGCAGCCACAUCAGAGACGGCAACGAACUGUGGGGAUCCAGGUGUACACACUGGAGAAACCUACAGUGGUGGAGGUGGGCACGCUGCUCCAAGCAGAGCCCUGCAGCUCCCCAUCACUGCAACCAGCUGGUGGAGCAACAGAGGGACACCACAAAGGACAAACUGAAGAAGGUCCAGUUGAGUUGCCGAUUGCAGUUAGCUCUAAGCAGGUACGCGAUGUCCUGAAAAGCGGGUUGUCUACCUCUGUACCAGUUGCUAAUCCUGCCAUUGUUGUAGCUUCUGGUAAUCAAAUCGGUUUGGUGCACUCAAAAGAAGAGACACAAACGGCUAGUGAGCACAGAAAGUCACAAGCAGCCUCAUCUCCUCAGUCCUCACUAAGAUCAAUUAUGAAGCGGAAAGCACAAGGUGAACCAGGCUCUCCCUCGACAAAGAAAAACCUGCAGUUCAUUGGAGUCAAUGGAGGUUAUGAAUCCACGUCAUCAGACGACAGCAGCAGUGAGAGUUCAGAUGAGGGGAGUGACUCGAGUGAAUAUCAUGAAGCCAGAGAAAAGCUACCAGAGCCUCCCGUCCAGCACCAGCACGCAACCCUCCCUGAGGCUCCCCCGCCCCAAGAAGAACGCACCAGUGUACCUCAGCAACCUGCAGCCAAACCUCCUGACUCGCAGCACGAUCAUUCCACAACUGUAGACACAAGACAGUCGGGGAAACCUCCUCAGUCACCAGCGACAGACACUACUGUGCAAAAAUGUGCCUCAGAUUCCCCCUCAUCUCCAUGUCCAGCUAAGGAUUCUGCCUCUAAAGAAACUGUUGAACAGUUAUCAGAAAACACCCCGGAGAUCACGUCCACGGCACCUACAGCCACGUCCACACCUGGUCAAAACUCCAUUAAACCCUCAGCUACUUCUUCUUCAGCAACAUCUGUCAAUAAAAGCUCUGAAACUGCCAAACAAGAAACACCUGCCCCCUCCAGUCAGCCAGCAGAUGCAGCAGCACCUUUCAAACAAGUCAGAUUGGAGCUGAGCGAAAGCUUCAUGUCAGCUCUAUAUUCCCUGCAGAAAGCUUUGGGGGAACCAAAUGCCUUCAGCCAACAAGGAGCAAGGACGGCCUACACCACCGUGCUGCAGGAGUGGCUGCGUGUGUCCUGUCACAAAGCAGCCGACACAGCUGUUGUCAAGGCCUACAUGGACACGUUCGCCUCCAUCUCCCCUCAGCUGCUGGAGUUUGUGAUCAACAUGGCAGAUGGCAAUGGGAACACAGCGCUCCACUACACCGUGUCUCAUUCCAACUUUCCCGUGGUGAAACUUCUGCUGGACACAGGUUUGUGCAGUGCUGACAAGCAGAACAAGGCGGGCUACACGGCCAUCAUGCUGACGGCUCUGGCUGCCUUCCACACGGACAGUGACCUUCAGACUGUUCUGCAGCUGCUGCGCACGGGGGAUGUCAACGCCAAGGCCAGCCAGGCUGGGCAGACGGCUCUGAUGCUUGCAGUGAGUCACGGUCGAGGGGACAUGGUUCGAGCGCUGCUGUCCUGCGGAGCUCAGGUCAACAUCCGUGAUGACGACGGCUCCACAGCGCUCAUGUGCGCCUGUGAACACGGUCACGUGGAUAUAGUUCGCCAGCUUCUUUCCGUCCAAGGCUGCGAUGCAACUCUCACUGACAACGAUGGCAGCACAGCUCUGUCCAUCGCCCUGGAGGCCAGCCAGAAUGACAUUGCUGUUCUUCUGUACGCUCAUCUCAACUUUGCCAAGCCUCCAUCUCCUGUUUCUCCCAAGCCUCCGUUCUUGGGUUCGUCUCCGCCUUCUGGUGACCUGAAAUAAACCACACUCCUGCAGCUCUGCACCCAUUUCCCCCCAUUUCCCCCCCGUGUAAUUACAAAAAACAUGAGUUUGUUUAUAGGGUUGACUAAUUUAGGUACAUUUUAAUGAGAUGAAUAUUACGUGACAGUUUUUAACCAUUGUUAUACGUUAGUUUUUUAGCGCACAAUUGUCAUUUUGGAAACUUACUUGUGUUUGAAAGUAUAUAGUGUGUAUGAUAAAUGAGUGUGUGUGUAAUCAUCAGCCUGGCAUAACAAACUCACGUCUGCACUGUUUGUAGUGGCACUUACAAAUCAAAACCACCUGAUUUUAUUAUACUGGUCAUUAUUAUUAUUAUUAUUAUUAUACACUUGUUGCUUUAUUUCACAUUGAUCUCAUGUUGAAUUUGAUUGGAGCAAAGAGUUUUUAUUUAAACACGUGGAGUAGCUGUUCCACUGUAGCAUCAUUAUGUGUGACCAUUACUGCCAUCUGGAAUAAAAGAAGCCAACUCUCGUAGAUAAGUGUCCUUGCAUCAACUGGCUCAUUGAUGCUACUAAAUAAUAACACCACCUCAACAGUUAUACUCUAGAUUUAUUUACACCAGAGUAUUUUUAUAAUGUUCUUUUUAUCCAGGACCUCUGAAGUUUAUAGUUUUACCUCCCAGGCAGUUAGCUUAAUUAAAACACAUCAAUUAAAUGCAUGUAUUGACCACAUUUUGGAUGUUAAACCAAAAGUUUUUUUGUUGUUUUUUUCUUUUCCCUGAGCUCUGAGGCUGCACAGUCCAGCGACACCGAUCUGGUAUCAGUGUGAAGAAGGAAAGAAAUUAUUUUCUGCAAUAUUAGAGUUUUUGUAUUUAUAGUCAUGAAGGUAUUUUGGUGGCGGAAAGAAAAGAUCGGAUUGUAUUUGUUUUGCUAUGUGUGUUUGUAAAAUUUUACAAGACAGGGAAGCUAGAUUUGUCAGGGAACGAGUAAGUGAGUCUUAAAAGGUUUGUCUCGUGUAAGUUAUGAAUAUUGAAGUAAUUUUAAACUCCUAAAUACUAUGCCUAAAGUCUAACUCCUUGAACAAAAGCGUGGAGGCUAUCGAUGUCAAAAUGUCUGUUUACUUUUUAAAGAUUUUUGUCACAUUUUUCAUAUUCACUUUUCAGUGAUAAAAUUUUGAUAAACUUUUGACGGUUUUAAUUUAAGUAUCUUGUCUUUUUAUACAUGUAGAUUUUUUAUUCUCACACCUAUUUUAUGUAACAGCACAGCUCUGUAGUUUGUUUUCUGAUGAUUUAUGUACAAUUCUGGACUGUGUCUCUUCUAAUAUGUGCAUUUCAGAAAACAGUUAUUAAAUGUUGACCACU